Molecule: messenger RNA, 687 nt
Organism: Ziziphus jujuba (common jujube)
Lineage: Eukaryota; Viridiplantae; Streptophyta; Magnoliopsida; Rosales; Rhamnaceae
Exons: 2
Coding region: 1-687 (228 amino acids)
Source: RefSeq, a predicted model, not a curated record
AUGGAGAUACGACGCUCACAAGUAGUAGCCAAGAGGCUAUGGAAUGUGCUGAGGAUCGCAUUCUUCAUGAUAAGGAAGGGAGUUGUAUCGAAGAGGAAGUUGAUGAUGGACAUGAAUUUGAUGAUGAACAGAGGGAGGCUCCUGAGGAAGUCUCUCAGCAAUCUCAUCCCCCACCAUCACCACCACUCUCGAUCAUCAUCUGCUUCAAAAUCCAAGAUGGCUCGUGGAGGCUUCGGCGGCGUACAGGAAUAUUAUGAGUUCUCCUGCAGCAACAGCACAAAUCCUGUUUUUUCCCACUUGCCAACAAAGCGCAAGUGCAACCACCAAUAUUCCUACUACUUCCCCUGCAUCAACUCUCCUCAGGUCAUGGCGGAUCAAAUGGAAAACUAUUAUUUGGAAGAUCAACAUGUCGAUCAUGUUGAUGAUGAGCCUCCUACUACUAAUAAUAAGGCUUUUGAUGGGGGAGACCAGAAGAUGAUGAGAAGCCCACACAAUCUCAUGUCCCCAUUUUCUGUAAGAGUAUCCAACUAUUCUUCUUCAGAAGAUCAUGAUCAUGUUCAUAUUGCGGAAGAUGAUGAUGAAAACGAAAAUGGCCGUGGAGGUGGAGUGGAUGACCAGGCUGAGGAGUUCAUCACAAGGUUCUAUGAGCAGCUGAGGGCGCAGAGUCGGAUGCAACUUUUACAGUAG